Molecule: messenger RNA, 1821 nt
Organism: Oncorhynchus tshawytscha (Chinook salmon)
Lineage: Eukaryota; Metazoa; Chordata; Actinopteri; Salmoniformes; Salmonidae
Gene: katnal2
Product: katanin p60 subunit A-like 2
Exons: 16
Coding region: 61-1668 (535 amino acids)
Molecular function (GO): ATP hydrolysis activity; protein binding; ATP binding
Source: RefSeq, a predicted model, not a curated record
GUUUACGAACGCUCAACACCAGUUGAAUAUGGCCGGUGUCACUAAACGUCAGCAAAAAAGAUGCGCAAUUCAAUUGUUGCCAGCAACACAGUUACACUCACCAACGAUCUGGAUAACAUGAAAACAGCCUCUUCUAGGGAUGACAUGAGAACAGAGUCCAGAAGAAGAAAUCUACUCAUAUUAAUCUUUCAUCAUUUAAUGGAGGCAGGGUACGUGGAUGCUGCCAGUGCUCUGGAACAGGAUACCAAUGUCUGCUUCCGGCGGUUUGAAGUGUGUGACAAUAUAGACCUGGACACUGUGUUGAUGGAGUAUGAGAGUUACUACUUCAUCAAGUUCCAGAGAUAUCCCAAACUAACCAAGAAACUGCCAGAACCAGUUGAAAGUAGACAUGCAAGAAGUUGUGGAAAAAAGAGGGUCCCCUGCACUGGAGUUCAGCCCCUGCCCAGAAUAAACUCCUCCCACAGACCCCCCUCCAGGGGUGGAGUCAAGAAGACAGAACCCAAGAUGGUGGUCAAGGACGCCAGUAAAGCUGUUGGUGAGAACGGGGGGCGCUCCUCUCCUCCAGAGCCGACAGAGUUCGGCCUGAAUGUUUCCCCCAUCAUCAGGAACGGAGCAGGAGAAGGACAGAUGAAGAAGGGUCAGCUGAUUGACUGCAGAGGCCUUAUCCAGGAUGCAUCCAACAGUCUGUCAGAACCCAUGGAGCCUCUUCUGAAACCCCUCAGCGCCUUCAUUGGGAUGAACAGUGAGAUGAGAGAUCUGGCUGCUGUUAUUAGCAGGGACAUCUAUUUACAGAACCCCGCUGUGCGCUGGGAUGACAUUAUAGGCCUGCAGGCCGCCAAGCGAUUAGUCAAAGAGGCUGUCGUCUACCCUAUUAAGUAUCCACAGCUAUUCACUGGCAUCCUGUCUCCAUGGAAAGGUCUGCUGUUAUACGGACCUCCAGGUACAGGUAAGACACUGCUGGCCAAGGCUGUAGCCACAGAGUGUAACACCACCUUCUUCAACAUCUCAGCCUCCAGCAUCGUCAGCAAGUGGAGAGGAGACUCUGAGAAGCUGGUCAGGGUGUUGUUUGAGCUGGCUCGCUACCAUGCCCCUUCCACCAUUUUCCUGGAUGAACUGGAGUCAGUUAUGAGCCAGAGAGGGACUGGAGGAGGAGGAGAGCACGAGGGCAGCAGAAGGAUGAAGACAGAGCUUUUGGUCCAGAUGGAUGGACUGGCCCAAUCUGAUGAUCUGGUUUUUGUCCUGGCAGCAUCUAACCUUCCCUGGGAGCUGGAUCAUGCCAUGCUGAGACGUCUGGAGAAAAGGAUUAUGGUUGGCCUUCCCUCUGGCAAUGCCCGACAGGCCAUGGUCUCUCAUUGGCUGCCUCCACUCAGCUGCACUGGAGGGGUGGAGCUACGCACCGAGCUGGCCUAUGAGAUGAUUGCACAGGCGACGGAAGGAUACUCUGGGUCUGAUAUCAGGCUGGUGUGUAAAGAAGCAGCCAUGAGACCAGUCAGGAAGAUAUUUGAUGCUCUAGAGAGCCACCAGCAGGGGAGCUGCAACAUGCCUGUCAUUCACCUGGAAACUGUGACAACAGACGACUUCCUGGAGGUGAUCGCUCACACCAAACCCUCGGCCAGGAACCUUAUAGACAAAUACACCGCCUGGGAGACUCAGUACGAGUCUGUGUGACACACUCAACAUAGCUAUAUACAGUGCCUUCAGAAAGUAUUCAGACCCCUUGACUUUUUCCACAUUUUGUUAUUUUACAACCUUAAUUUAAAAUGUAUUCCAAAAAAUAAUAAUUAACUUUUCAUUUUAUUUUUUAAAUUUUACCCCUUUUUC